Molecule: messenger RNA, 2250 nt
Organism: Miscanthus lutarioriparius
Lineage: Eukaryota; Viridiplantae; Streptophyta; Magnoliopsida; Poales; Poaceae
Source: the annotation of a GenBank genome assembly
AUGCCGGAUUUCCUGCUGGUGAGCGCAGCGACGGGGGCCUUGGGCCCCGUCCUGGACAAGCUCGCUGCUCUGCUCAGCGACGAGUACAAGCAUUUCAAAGGGGUGCGUGGUGAGGUGAAGUUCCUCAUUAGGGAGCUCGAAGCCAUGCACGCGUUCCUUCUGAAGAGGUCGGAAGAGGACAAUCCUGAUGCGCAAGACAAGGCUUGGAUGAAGGAGAACCUACUGGCCAAGACCAAGGCCCGUCGUCGGAUUGCUAAGGCGAUUCAGGAUCUGAAAGUCCAAGUCAAGGAGGUGAGUGAAAGGAAUGCAAGAUACAAGCAGAUCGGCGAGACUGUCAUGAACACAAGCAAAGUGACAGUGGAUCCGAGAGCUCUUGCCAUAUUUGAGGAUGCUUCUAGGCUUUUGGGAAUCGAUCAACCAAAACAAGAGGUAAUAUCUUCUCUCACGAAGGAGGAUGGGGGUAUUUCAUCUCAACAACCGAAGAUAGUCUCUAUCGUGGGAAUUGGAGGAAUUGGAAAGACAACCCUUGCAAACAGAGUGUAUGAAGAGCUGAAGGAUCAGUUCCAGUGCCGAGCUUUCUUGUCGGUGUCACGGAAUCCUGACAUGGCUAAGAUUUUGAGAACUAUUCUCAGCCAAGUGACAGGCCAACGUUAUUGUAAGACAGAAGCAGGGAGCAUACAGCAGCUGAUCAUGGAAAUCAGUGAUUUCCUUCAGACAAAAAGGUACAUCAUUGUAGUCGACGAUGUAUGGGAUGUGGAAACAUGGGACACAGUUAAGUAUGCAUUGUCAAGCAAUAGUUGUGGUAGUGUGAUAAUAACCACAACUCGGAUACAUGAUGUGGCCAAAGCAUGUUGCUCAUUAUUUUCUGAUGGUUGGGUUUACAAACUAAAGCCUCUAGAAGAACAGGACUCGAAAAUGUUGUUCCAGAAUAGAAUAUUUGGGCAUGGAAAUGAACGCCCAGAAAACCUAAAAGAAGUAUCUGAUAAGAUCUUGAAGAAGUGUGGAGGUUUACCGUUGGCCAUUAUUGCAAUAUCUGCUUGCCUAUUGUAUCUUAGUAUAUUUCCUGAAGAUUAUGAAAUUGAUCAAAAGCGUUUAGUACAGCUAUGGGUUGCAGAGGGGUUCGUUCCUGCUGAAUCUACAUGCACCUUGUAUGAAUCGGGAGAGAAGUCUUUUACUGAGCUCAUCAAUAGAAAUUUAAUCCUUCCUAAGGAAAUAAGUGACUGGACUGGCGAGGUGAACAGCUGUCGUCUCCAUGAUACAAUUCUUGACUUCAUCGUGUGCAAGUCCAUUGAAGACAACUUUGAUACAUGUUUUGGAUUCCCCUGUUCCUUGUUGGGCCUUCGAUUCUUGUGUGUCCUGGACUUCGCGGACUGUCGGAGAUUAUUAGAAAACCAUCAUCUUGCAAACAUUGGAGAAUUACUCCAGCUGAGUUCUUGUCGAUCUAAAUCUGGCGAUAGUAAACUUUUUAACGUUGAAGACAUACCCUCGACAGACAGACAACGACUUCUGAUCAGCAACAGGUAUCCAUACAGAAGCUUGAGGCAUUUCUGGGUAGGCACCAAUGAUCCAUUGGAUUUGGAUAUCCCCAUGCUGACGUUUGAAGCUGGAUCCAUGCCAAAGCUGGAACAACUCGGUAUCGGCUUUCAUGCAGAUAUUACAAUUUCCGUGAGUAAUGGUCGUCUUGAUUUUGGUCUCAAGCAUCUCUCCCAACUCACGGAGGUCGGGUGUGAUAUGAUCGUCACCGAACUGAAUAUUUUGCGUGUAGAAGCUGCCAUUCAAAAAGAACUUGACAACCACCCGAAGCUUCCAAAGUUCGUAAAAUUCCGUUUCCCUUCAACUGCAGCACUGGCACUACCCACGGACCUCUCCUUCACCAUCCACCAUCACGCCACCUCCCCUGACACUGGCCGUCGACAUGGCCAACGACGGCACCGAUCGAAAGCUCGCCACGGCACCACCAUCCGUGGACGAGAAUUGGUUCAGGGUGCACUACAUAUUCCUGAUCGCGUCAAGGGAACAUCAGGGGCCGCCCCAGAUGUUCUGGGGUCUCGACUCAUUGCUGCUCCUCAGCAACAGGAGGCAUUCGUGCGGCCAUGCUUCACAUUCAGUUCUGGAUCACCUCCUAACGCUGAAGCUGAUUAUGAGCUGUCGCAACCUGAAGACCUAGCAAAUGCCUUCACCAGUACCUUCAAUGGGCUUUCCUUGCGCGACGACCACAGCUGUCGAAGCAGCCUCGUCGGACACCGGUAA